This is a messenger RNA of Rhizoctonia solani, 1122 nucleotides long. Its product is annotated as Flavin containing amine oxidoreductase. NCBI's taxonomy places the organism in Eukaryota, Fungi, Basidiomycota, Agaricomycetes, Cantharellales, Ceratobasidiaceae. Gene Ontology annotation, molecular function: protoporphyrinogen oxidase activity, oxygen as acceptor. The record is from RefSeq and is a predicted model, not a curated record. Gene Ontology annotation, biological process: heme biosynthetic process. The transcript is spliced from 5 exons. Bases 1 to 1122 code for a protein of 373 amino acids. Gene Ontology annotation, cellular component: mitochondrial inner membrane.
AUGCUCGAGCUUAUACAUUUGCUCGAUUUGGAGCCGGCCCUUGUUCUCAUCCAAAAUUCUCAUCCCGCUGCGCGCAAUCGCUUCGUAUACUUUCCUGAAACCGGUUUGACACGCCUACCAUCCAGCAUUCUCUCUUUGUUAAGCUCUCAAAUAUCAAAGCGUCGGUCUCUCGGUAGCUUGUUGCCGUCUGUACUAGCAGAGCCCUUCAAAUCCUCAAAUCGACCAUUGGGUCUAACUGAUGAAUCGUUUGACCAAUUUAUUUCACGACGCUUCGGUCCUGAGUUCGCUCGCCGUUUUGUAUGCGUGCUGCUUUUGGAUCAGUUUGGGAUGCCGAAGACCGAGGUGGAGGCAGCGUCAUCAGAGGAAUACUUCGAGGACGAUAAGGCCACCUCAUCUCGAAUCCGAUCUCUUGAGGGUUGGUUGAGGAAUGACCCCAGGGUUGAAGUUCGGGCAGGUAGCUCCGUCCACGCCGCCAAACGUUCUGAAGACGGUGAUAUAGUGUUGGAAACCUCUACGGGAGAAGUAAAAGUUUCUCACCUCGUCUCGACUCUUCCGCUUUCCCGAAUCUCCAACAUUAUCUCAUCUCUGCGUCAAGUACUGGAUAUGGGCACCAGUCCCUAUAGCACUGUCCAUGUGGUAAAUAUGGUUUUCUCACCUGGCCAAUUUCCGAUUCACCCCCCUGGCUUUGGCUAUCUUGUUCCCCGCCCCGAGGCUGGUUACGAUUCCGCAGACAAUCCUGUUCUCGGUUGCGUUUUUGAUUCGGCCACAGUAUCUAUUCAUAAACCAACGGUUUUAACUUUGAUGCUUGGCGGUCCUUUCCCGAUUCGAUCUACACAGUUAUCUAUGGAGUAUAUCCUGUCCCUUCUUUCAAGACAUCUCGGCCACGAACGUCUACCGGAACCAAUUGUUCAUCGUUACCAUAUUCACCAUGAUUGUAUCCCAACUCCACUUGUUGGUCACCUCGAACGGAUCUCCACUUUACGUGAGGCCGUGCAACAGGAAUGGGCUGGGAGUUUAGAAAUCAUUGGAUCGGGCGUUGGGGGGGUUAGCCUUGGAGAUUGUGUUCGGGACGGGCGUGCAGCAUCGAUCAAUAUUGCGCGAAGGCUUCAAAGUGGUGGCUAA